Molecule: messenger RNA, 942 nt
Organism: Musca vetustissima
Lineage: Eukaryota; Metazoa; Arthropoda; Insecta; Diptera; Muscidae
Product: SAP30-binding protein
Exons: 3
Coding region: 1-942 (313 amino acids)
Biological process (GO): regulation of DNA-templated transcription
Cellular component (GO): nucleus
Source: RefSeq, a predicted model, not a curated record
AUGAGUAACUCUGCCUUGGCCAGCUUGACCGCUCAAUAUACCGACUCGGAAAACGAGGAAGACCAAGAGCAAUCACCAGAUUCUCAAAAUUCACAGACAUCCAUUGUUAUUAUUCCGCCACCGAAACACACACCACAACAGACUCCGGAAAAACGCAAGGCAGCUGCUGCAUCACCACCAAAAAAGAAGAAAAAAUCCAAAGAUGUUAAACGUUUGGUCAGCUAUCAAGAUGAUACCAUCAUCUCUGACGAAGAUCGCAAUAACGACGACGAUGAUGACAGUCAUGAAACCCUAUCCAGUGAAGAGUCCGAAAAUGAAAAUGUCAUUAAAAUUGAAGAUGGACAGACGCCACAACGUAAUGGUGGCACUCCCAUAGAAAUCGAUGAUGAUUCGCUGGAAAAACAAAGCAAAGUGAAAGAUAAAUAUGCCCGCUUUGCUCAUUAUGGCUUUACAUUGCCACCUGAGCCAAAAGGAAAACCCCUUCCCGAGUUAUCGGAGAAAAUCAAUCAACUCUACGAGAAAAUGGAAAGUAACAACAUGGAUAUGAAUCGUAUUAUACAACAGCGUAAAGAAUUUCGUAAUCCUAGUAUCUACGAGAAGCUUAUUCAAUUUUGUGACAUUAAUGAAUUUGGGACCAAUUAUCCUCCGGAGAUUUAUGAUCCCCUCCAAUGGGGUCCAGAAAGUUAUUAUGAGGAAUUGGCUUUGGUGCAAAAGAAUGAAAUGUUAAAGCGGCAAAAGGAAAAGAAAGAUUCGGGUAAAAUUGAACAGGUUUCGGCAUUGGCUCGCAAGGUGGAAGAAGAGGCCAAAAAGAGAAAAUCCAAAUGGGAUCAACCUGCCACAGUUAAUAAACCUACUGUGCCACCUCUAACUACAACUGUAACAGGUACAAAAGGCACAGUAAUAUCUGCAUUUGGUUCGCUGCCUAAAAAACCCACAGCUUAG